AUGGAUAUAUAGCAAUUUGAAAAAGAACUUGUACCAAAACUUUAAUUCAAAGCUUCCUCAAGAAUUAGUAUUGAAAAAGUUUUACAAAAUAUAUUCAAAUUCUUUGAUCUAAACAAUGAAGGGUAUUGGAAGAAGCAAGACUUUUUGAAAGCAAUUCCAAAAGCAGAUGUUACCAUUCCAGAUUAAGAAUUUGGAUAAUAGCUUUGGAUAAAUUACUCUGUUGAUGAAGAAGUAUAUUAUAAAGAUUUUAUCAAUAAAGUGGUUGGUAAACAAUAAAUGGAAGAAUAGGCAGAUUCAAGAAUUGUAUAAACAGGAAGUCCAUUAGAAUAGUUAAGAUUAAAAUUACAAUAGAAAGGGGCAUUAGGCAUUUUGAACUUAGCGAUUUGCUUGCCAAAUUAGUAUAUGAGUACUUCAAACUUGAUUAAUUAAAUUAAGAGUCAAUAUUUGAAUCAAUCAAGAUAAGGAGUAGUUUCUUAUGUAUUUUCCACAUUUGAAUUGUGA
Messenger RNA from Paramecium tetraurelia, 501 nucleotides. RefSeq lists its product as uncharacterized. The transcript is spliced from 3 exons. The record is from RefSeq and is a predicted model, not a curated record. Lineage: Eukaryota; Ciliophora; Oligohymenophorea; Peniculida; Parameciidae.